This is a messenger RNA of Erinaceus europaeus (western European hedgehog), 3733 nucleotides long. RefSeq names its product chromosome 12 C17orf75 homolog (gene C12H17orf75). Gene Ontology annotation, cellular component: trans-Golgi network. The record is from RefSeq and is a predicted model, not a curated record. The coding region runs from base 54 to 1244 and encodes 396 amino acids. NCBI's taxonomy places the organism in Eukaryota, Metazoa, Chordata, Mammalia, Eulipotyphla, Erinaceidae. The transcript is spliced from 10 exons.
AGCAAUAGGGGAGUGGUUUGGCGGUAACACCCGGCAGCUCGGAGGCCGCUGCAAUGCUCCCCUCCUUGCAGGAGUCGUUGGAUGGGGAUGAGAAGGAGCUAGAGAGCAGCGAGGAGGGCGGCUCUGCCGAGGAGCGGAGACUCGAGCCGCCCGCCAGCAGCCACUACUGUGUCUACAGCUACCGCGGAAGCAGACUGGCCCAGCAGCGAGGGGACAGUGAUGACGGAAACUCAAGUGGCCCAAAUGCAGAAACUCCCUCUGGUGAUGACUUCAGCCUUUCCUUGGUGGACACUAAUCUCCCAUCUGAAGUGGAGCCAGAGCUGCGCAGUUUCAUUGCUAAACGUCUUUCUAAGGGAGCAGUCUUCGAAGGGCUGGGUAACGUUGCAUCUGUGGAGCUAAGAACUCCAGGUUACCGGGUUGGUUGUUAUUACUGCCUCUUCCAACAAGACAAACUGCUUCCCGAAACAGCAACAAUGGACACCGAACAUAACUCUUCAGAGUAUGUGGUCUGUUUUUUAGGAGGGUCUGAAAAAGGACUUGGGCUUUUCAGGCUUGAAUUGGACAAGUAUAUUCAAGGACUGAAAAACAACAUGAACUAUGAGGAAAAGGGUUUGGAAAACCACAUAAAGUCCUACCUGAGCAGCUGGUUUGAAGAUGUUGUAUGCCCAAUCCAAAGGGUGGUUCUUCUCUUUCAGGAGAAGCUGACUUUUCUGCUCCACGCCGCUCUGAGUUAUACUCCUGUUGAGGUUAAAGAAUCAGAUGAAAGAACAGAAAGAGACAUUAACAGGUUUCUGAGUGUAGCCAGUCUUCAAGGCCUCAUUCACGAAGGCACUGUGACAUCUUUGUGCAUGGCCAUGACAGAGGAGCAGCACAGGUCUGUGGUCAUCGAUUGCAGUAACUCCCAACCACAGCUCUACAACGCAGGAAGCAAUCGGUUCUGUGAGGAUUGGAUGCAGGCUUUUUUAAAUAGUACUGAAGGAGGUAACCCUUUUCUUUUUCGACAAGUACUGGAGAACUUUAAACUAAAGGCCAUACAAGAUACAAAUAAUUUGAAGAGAUUUAUUCGACAGGCCGAAAUGAAUCAUUAUGCUUUAUUUAAAUGUUACAUGUUCCUAAAGAACUGUGGUAGCGGGGAUAUCCUUUUGAAGAUUGUUAAAGUAGAACAUGAAGAAAUGCCUGAAGCCAAAAAUGUGGUGGCCGUCCUGGAAGAAUUUAUGAAAGAAACUCUUUCUCCAAGUGUCUGAUCAUAUGCUGUGAGAUAAUUAUGUUGUGAAACUGUAUAUUUGAGCCUUGUGUUGGAAAUUGUAAUUGUUAUCAUUGUUCACAGGAUUGCUAUUUAAGAUUAUUUGGUAUGCAUUCUAGAUUUUUUGAUUCUGUACUUUAACAUUUUAACUUAAUUAACAUAUUCACUGAAUACUAUAUAGAUAUUAUAUGUUAAAGUUAUGCAUAAAUUCUAGACUUCAGGAAGUUGUUUGUUAACAUUUUCAAAGGGGAUAUUAUGACUUUUUUUUCAGGAGUUUGAUGCAGUAUUUAGUAAAAUGUUCUCCCCGAAAAGUCGUAAUUCUUUUUCAGUGGGCAAUAGCAUCUUUAAAAGUAAAAAUCCUAGGUGCCAGGUGGUGAUGCACCUGGCUGAGCGCAUACAAUACAGUGUGCAAAGGACCCGGUGUUAAAGUCCCCGGCACCUCACCUGCAGGUGUCUCUCUGCUUCAUUCCUUCUCUAUCUCCUCUCCCUUCUCACUGUCUCUGUCUAUCCAAAAUAAGUAAUAUUUAAAAAAAUCCUAGUCUUAGGACAUACUAGCGCCAUGACACCAUUUCAACAAUUGGUCUGUGCAUCCUGUGGGUGCUUGAUAGAUUUUUUUGAUCUGGUUGAUAAUGGCAAGGAUGAUGAAACCAGCUUUUAAGUCAAUAUACAAAUAAAUCAUGAGUGUGUAAGAAAUCAAGUGAGCGGGAGUCGGGCGGUAGCGCAAUGGGUUAAGUGCACGUAGUGCAAAGCACAAAGACUGGCUUAAAGAUCCCGGUUUGAGACCCCAGCUCCCCACCUGCAGGGGAGUCACUUCACAGGCAGUGAAGCAGGUCUGCAGGUGUCUGUCUUUCUCUCCCCCUCUCUGUCUUCCCCUCCUCUCUCCAUUUCUCUCUGUCCUAUCCAACAACAACGACAUCAAUAACAACAACAAUAAUAACUAUAACAACAAUAAAAAAAACAAGAGCAACAAAAGAGAAAAUAAAUAUAAUAAAAAAAUUUAAAAAAAAGAAAAAAAAAGAAAUCAAGUGAGCUUUAAAAAUGUAUGUAUUAGCUUCCAGAUAUCAUUGUAUAUGUAACAGAAAGCUACUGUUGGCGUGGCCCUGUGCUUUUCUUCAUUCAUUCACAGGUAUUGCCACCAACAACGUGUAUUUUCUUUCUGAUUCUCUGUCUCUGUCUUUUUUGGGUAGGGGUGUGCUAGGGAUCAAACCUAAGGCCUUCAUAUAUGCAAGGCACAUAGACUCUAUCACUGCGCUACACUUCUCUCUCUCUCUCUCUCUCUCUCUCUGUUCCCCUUUCCCUCCAUCCCUCUUCCCCUCUCCCUCUCUGGUAAAAAUGCUGUAAUCUUAAAAACAGUACUAAAAAAAGAAAGUACAUUAAUUUUACAAAUAUAAAGAACAACAGAUUCAUCACAGCAGAGUUGCUCACUGAUUUUAGUUGUGCCUUUGUUAUAAGCCUCAUUUUGUCUGAGUCAAUUGAAAGUGCCCUCAGCUGGAGCCAUUUAUUAAUUCCCACGAAAGCCAUUUGUAACUACACACAUAUGAUUGGAGUUUGUUCUGAAUAGCUCUUUAAUUUGAUAAUGGUUUUCGUUUAGAAGAUCCGAAGUCUUGUUUGCACUGCCCUCAGGAUGCUCAGAGGAACACGAGCCUGUAAAACUGAGGCAUCCUCUCUUAAACUCAUCUAAAUUCACAUUAAGUGCUGAGCUUAACUUUCAAAAUGACUAACAAUGGCCUUCUAUUUCCCCAUCUACAGCAGUCUGGGACAUGAUUCACCAAGCCAUUUCUUUUCCUUUAAUGAGAAAUACAAUUCAGUAUCUCCAUAAAGGCUUUCAUAUGGUUUUAAACUUUAAUAACUUGGAUUGUUGGCAGGAUAGGAAAAAAAAAUCUGGAUAACUGUUUUUAUAGCAUUAACUGCAGAGUGAGUAUGGGAAAUCAGUAAUUUUAUGACACUACCCUUGAAUCUGACUUUUUCAAUAUACUUGAAAGUUAGUUUUCUUAAUAAGCAAUAUUAGCACAUCAUCAUUUUGAUCCUAGAAAACAUAUUAUUUGUUUUUAGAGUCACAUGGCAUUUAAGGGUCCAUGUUUUAAAUGGCAUUUAAAAGAAUAUGUUUCCUGCUUCAAACCAUUUAUAGUUAUGGACAAAGUAUAACUAUAUAUCCUUGAAAUGUACUUUUAUGUAUUUUGGAAUAUAGGUUCAGUACAUUACACAGUAAUAUACAAGACAAUAUUUAUCACUGCUGUACAGCAGGAAAAUGGUGACUUGGAAUUUAAUAUCUGUUGACCAUGAGAAGAAAUGCAUAGAGCUUGUGGCCAGAAAUAAGUACUGUCUUCAAGUCUUAAUAAGCUAAUGUAUUAAGUUUUUAAAGUUAAUGUUUUUUCAGCUGUGGAAUAUAUUUGUGUUUACACACAGAGGAAAUGUAUGUUUGUUAUGCAAAAAAUGAUCUGUUUAUUUGUAAUUAUAUUUGUAAUAAUAAUAAAAUAAUUCAGCUUCUCA